AUCUUCCGGUUCGAUGAGAGCGCGAAAGGUCGUUCAGUGGGUGGUGUUACAUGGCCUGGACAUCGGCGAUUCUUAAUUAAUACUUGUCGGCCAAACUGAGGAUUUUUUGUACCCUUUUAAUUGCGUUCAAUUCUAAAGGACUCGCCACUGAAAUCUUGUGAUCUAUAACUCACCAACAAUUAGUUUGAUUUCAGUUAACGGUGCCGCAAUCGGUGACGUGUUACUUGUGACGUGUCGACAACUGGAACAGCGGGUCGUCAACGGAGACGGAGGGAUAGUGCAGCUAGGCCGGAGUUGUGGGGAGUUUAUGCUGCUGGAAUCCAUUAACCGUUCGCAGCUAGUUUCGUUGUGCAGUUACUUAGACUUUAUAACGUUAGACCUACUCACGAAAUGGAUGGACUAAAAGUAGUUGAAGAAAAGCUAAGAGAAUCUGCCAGUAUUGGUGAUCAAGAUGGAAUUGAGGAAUGCUUGUGCCAGGGAGCAGACAUUAAUUCUCAAAACCCAAUGAAUGGAUGGACUGCUCUUCACUGGGCCAGCAAGCGAGGGCAUCCUACUAUUGUCAACUUUCUUUUGGGGCGAGGUGCUGACCCAUCAGUAAGCAACCACAAAGGGGAACUCCCUGUUCAGAUGACCGAUAAUGGAGAAGUUAAAAAGAUGAUUGGGAACAUAUCUGGGAUCGGAACAUCUGUCACAGUAGAGAAGGAGGCCCUUCCUUUCACACCAAAUUACCUGAAGAACCCACCCUUUCCACAUGGACAAACAAGAGGUCAGAGGUCAAUGGGUUACCAAGGAAACAUCAAUGGGCACCCUUCAGAGCAGACUGGACCAAUGUAUGGAGAUGAGCUAGUACUGAAAAUCAGAGAAGCAGAAUCAGCCGAGCGUGACUUCAUCGAAGUCGAACUUCCAAGAAACGCUCUCACAUUUGAGAAUCUUGUUGAACUGUGCUGCGAAGAACUCCAGGUGGAGCCCUCCAAUAUUUCGAAGAUCCGGAAGUUGCCCAACACCAUCAUUCGGAAAGAUAAGGAUGUUGUUAGGUUACAAGAUUUUCAAGAACUUGAACUGGUUACCAAGAAGAAAACUCCAUUUGGAUCUACGCCUUACUCAGUGCCUCUGCAGAAUCUACUUUAUUAAAAACCCUUUAUGGACUAGAGUUCAUGUAUUGGUCGAUUUGAUCACUAGAUCUUCUCCAAUUUGGCAACAUUAAAUUUUGUUUAGUUAUUUGACAAAAUUCACUGAAACGGUUUCCAGGCAAGGAAUGUUAAAUGUAAGAAUGACCUCCGAUUCCCAGUUUGAGGAAUUGUGAGAAUCAGGUGCUUUGUAUUUAAUGAAUAGUUUUUAGAAAUAAUUUCUGAUUAUAUUAAUAGGGGUGUUUCAUGAAAUAUGUUGUCAGUGAUCAUCAUUUCCUCUUUGCUAUUUAGAAUCAAUCUUAGAUAUUUGCCUGGGAAAAUCGUAGAUAAAUCACUUCUUGAAAACUCUCUCAAGUCCAGGAGAUGUUGUACAUUGUAUUUCUCCCAUAACUUACCUGGGCUAUUUUGCGAGCUUAAAUUCCUAAAUUCCUGGGGGGAUUAUGCCCCCCAAGAUCUCAACCAUGGAUCGUGCGAUCGCAUCAAAAAUUGGUACGAAGGUAGAGAAUGACAUAAUCUAUGUAGUUGCAUACAUGUAGGUACUUGCAAAUUUUGAUUGAAUUACUCUUUUUAGCAUUCAAAACAUUGAAUUUAUUAUGAAAAAAUUCCAGUAACAAAAUCAAUUUCAUAUGUAUUUAGAUUUAUAUUUAAUUUUGUUUAUUUUAAUUUUUCUAAUGUAUUUCUUUGUUUUAUGUUCUUUUCAUUUGUAUUGUUUGUUUUUGACAAAAUACGUCUGUUACAUCAAUUCUGGCCAUAAAUGACAUCAAAUUGAAUGACUGCUGUCACUUAAAGUAAAAAUUAUCACUCAUUUAUGAAUUUUAGAGCUCUGAAAACACAUUUUGAAUUGACUUUGUACAAGAAAUCAUGUUUUUAAGCCAUUUUGGGCCUGACACUAACAUAAUGUUCUGUUAUUUCUAAACCCGGACGUCACAAAUUUGGUCUCAAAAGCUGCAUAAGACUUGGAAGUAAAAAGUUGGUGUGUUGAAAAAAAUGCGUGCAGCAGAUUUAUCAUGAAAAAUGUAAAGGGGGCCAGAAAGGCUGACCACCCCCCCCCCCCUCCCCUCGCCAGGUAAGUUAGGGGUAAAGGAGAUUAAUGCACAAAGCAAAAAAUUCCAGGGGAAAUAUCUUGAAAUAGAUAAACCUGAACAUAAGGAGGAAUGAAGAUAACUGGGAUUGAAACUAUAUUGUUACGUAUUCUAUUACCUAUUUGGGUGUGCCAAAUUUUAUAUGAAUUUACAUUAUUUAUAUCAGAUAUUAGUGACUAAGCAAGUAGAAGAAAAAAAUAAUUGUCUUGAAUUAUAUUAUUAUAUGAAGCAUGAUUGUAUGCUUGGACAGUUUAACAACUUGUGAAAAAAGAUGUUACACUGAAAGCACAAUUGUGGUUUGUUUUCCCCCACUAGAAACAAAAUGUGCUGGUAACUUUUUUUUCUUUUGUUUCAUCUUUGAGACCACAGUAAUCCUUUUACAUAUGACAGGUAUAUUGCAUGUUUUGCAUAUUCUGGUUUUAAACAAAUUGCUUUGACUUGGGCAGAUAUUUUACCUUUUAGAAGGUUGAAUUAUGCAAGAUUGCAGGGUGUAUUGAAUGUUGAGAUAAAAGAAGACCAUUAGCGUUCUAUAUAACUUCAGACUACUUUUGUGCAAUGAGCUUUGCAUGAAUUCAUAUAUUUUGAAAACUGAUGUUUUAUUGCUAAGAAAAUUAGUAUUGUAUUUACAUUCAUUUUUUUAAACCUGGGUAAUUAAAAAAAAAAUAUUUCAGUAUAAAUCAUGGGUAAAUAUCAAAUAAUUUAUUGAAUGAUAUAGAAUGGGAUAAGUGCAAUGUUUUCAGUCUUCCUUUCCAUUCUAUUUGUAUUUGUUACUACCCAAAUAUACAUCGAUGCAACUUCCAAGUACUUUUAAAGACUGCACGAAUUGGGUAUGCACUUUUCACCAACUGUAAUAUCAUAAGGCGAUAUUGUCCUUCAUUUAAGUGUUGACAAAAAAAAUGUCAACAAAGAUUUAGAAUGUAAUGUAGGUUUUUUUUCCGAUGGAGCAUAGGGUCUUGAUAAAACACAAGGCUUACUGAUUUAGUGUACAUGUAUAUGUUCACCAAUGCAAUCAGUCAUAAAUGAUAUUCUUUGAAUAUCAAUUGACUUUAUGUUGUGAAUAAUAACAAAAUUAUGACCUUUUUAUAUUUGUGUUUUCAUCCAUCAAUGGUGGCUGGAUUAAUAACAUUGAAUUUUAACAUCUUUGAGGGAGACCCUGAAAGAACAGCAUGAACCCUAACCAAAUGAUUUGUCCAUUACCAGUGAUAGCCUUGUCUGCAGGCACAGACCCUGAUUGAAACUGUAAUCAACAACAGGUGUGUCUUCACACAAGACUAACACAAAUUCAACUUGCUGUGAGAGACCUUCUGUAUGUAGGUCAUUGUCAGGAACUUUAGGCUGUAUAUUCAGACAACUUUCAUCACGUGAAGAGUUUGCACAGCAAACAACAUGUAGAAUAUCACUCAUACAACUUUGAAUUAGGUAUUAAUGUUUUCAUCUUUGCUGUAUGAGACAAAAUCUUAGGAGAGAAUGAAACCAAAUCCAAAGUGCAAGUCAAAAUUUACAGAUUUUUACCAAAUUAUUUAUUUAAAAUAUCUUGUCACCUCAACAAGUUGAUUAUCUGAAAGUUGACUUGGGAUUCAUUAACAUAGUUUGAAGUGUAGAGCAUGCUUUUUUUUAGUUUGGUUAUUCCUAUUUUAUAUACAUGGAUUGAACCUCCCUUCCUUUUGAUAAGAAGUACAUGUAGAUGGAUCAAGUGUUUAUGAAUUGUGUGAAUGCAUUGUUUGCUAUGCCUUUUUUAUGAUUAUGGUGCCAUAAAAUGUGUAAAUUUGUUCAUAUAUUGCAUAUGAUCCGAGUAUGUAAUAUAGCAUAGUAUACACAUAUUUGUUAUGUUUUUUUCUUUCUUUGGAGUUUUAUAAUCAUAGUAAUUGGACAUUAUAAUAUUUUGCUGUAUCAUUGCUUCUUCCCAUCAACAAAUAUUUUACUUGGUGUUAUUCAUUGAUUUCAGAAUAGAAUUCUGAAGUUUGUGUUUGACAUUUAUGUAUACCUAUUUUAUAUUUUCAUACAGGUACAUUUUGUCCCUUUGUAUUUCCUGCGGUUCUACUUGCUUUAAGCUCUAUGAACAUUGUCUAUUAUUAUCUUUGAUUGUUAUCAUUAUCAUCACUGUUAUUGUAGUUAUUUUUUUCAUUAGUAUUAUAAAUAUAAUCACAUCAUCAAUGUUACCAUCCUCAUCAAAACUAUAGAGUUUUCGCAAUUGCGACGGAUUUUACAACAUAGAAAAUCUAUUGAACCUGCCUGUCCAAUCACCAGCUGAGAGGUCUUUGUCACAAAUUAGUGGACUGGGAUAGCUGAUCAUCGUAAGAUUCUGAGCCGACGCAGGACGUUACUGCUUUUUUGAUUCACUGAUUUUCGACAGACUGCUUUGUCAUGAAGGGCUUUUGACAUUACAUUUUUUUGUUGUAAAAUCUAUCCUUGUCGCAAUUGCGAAAAUUCACUUUUAUCACAGCCACCAUGAUUAGCACAUAAUCAUCAGUUCAUCACCAAGAUCACUCUCCGUUAUCAUUAGAAUCACCAUUAAAAUAUCAUCUUCAUCACUAUCAUGCCAUGACUCUAAUGUCUUCACCAUUAUCUUUAUCGUCAACUUCACCAUCUUCAUCCCCCCCCCAUCAUUAUCAUCACCACCACCAUCAUCACCAUUAUUGCCACCAUCAACAUCAUCACCAUCUUCAUCAUCAUCACCACCAUCAUCAUCACCACCAUCAUCAUCACCAUCUUCAUCAUCAUCAUCACCACCAUUAUCAUCACCAUCUUCAUCACUAUUCAUCAUCAUCUAUCAAAAAUUCAUAAAAGUUAUACCUGAAUGAAAUGGACCCUUGAAACACAAGUGGCAUUGAAAAACAUUUAAUGAAGUGGAUUAUAAUCUUCAUAAUAAAAUGAAAUGUACUAGUA
This is a messenger RNA of Lytechinus pictus (painted urchin), 5095 nucleotides long. RefSeq names its product ankyrin repeat domain-containing protein 40-like. The record is from RefSeq and is a predicted model, not a curated record. The transcript is spliced from 4 exons. Gene Ontology annotation, molecular function: protein binding. Bases 391 to 1131 code for a protein of 246 amino acids. Lineage: Eukaryota; Metazoa; Echinodermata; Echinoidea; Temnopleuroida; Toxopneustidae.